AUGCCCAGCUCCCUUACCAACGCCAAUGGGGAACACAGCAUCGUCGAGCUCUUCAUCCCGGUUCCGGAGGAAUUAUCACGAGAGAAUUCAUUUAGACGGCACAUUGCGACUCGCAACUUCUUUGCCUUCCUUCUGGGUAAACCACUCGUAGGCGAUCAUAUGGGCCAAGCAUUCGUAGACGUCCAGGAACGGUUACACCACUUCCGUCCAAGUCAUCCAAACAACCACCAAGACUUUCUGGACUACGCUGAGAACCAAGGGUACCGGGAUCUGGUGGAGUGCACGGACUAUGCUCUUGCAAGCCUCUACUACGCAGAGCACUUCAAACUUAGAGACAUCUGGGUCGAUGCAUUUUCCCACUGCGUCGGUAUGAGCGACAGCUUAGUUCUCAGUCCGGAAUACGUUCUGACUUCGAAGCUCACUAAAGCAUUGAUCACCCGCGCACAUCUCGAAGUUGACGGCCAUCUCGGGCGCGUAUCGACCGCACUGAGCAGGUUUCUACAGGAAGACCUCUCGCCGACUCACCUCGGAUUGACGGACGGUGCUAGGAGCCAUCUCGAUCGGUUCCGCCGCUUCUUGCAUACCUUCUACGUGGACAAAUUUGGCUAUUGGCCACCACCACGGGGUGCCGCUUUCCCGAAAGCUCUGUACAAGUCUAUGUACUAUGACUUCCAGAACCUGUACGACUACCUCGUAGACACCGACUCGACUGCCGAUAUCUCCUCCCAAAGACCAGCUAGCGGUGGCAUCUGUGUCUUGCAGAACAUUGCAACGUUCGAUCAACGACAUGGCUUCAAGUCUCAGCCGCACCCGUUACCUCUCCUACCAACAUACACUUCGCCACUGAAGAGAACAAAUUCUCAGAAAACGAACUCUCAAAAGGCCUUGAGACAGCUGGUUCUGGCCUCGCAGUACAACAAGACGCAUGUACAGGACACCAUGCAUGGUGCUCUAGCAGCGGCAACGAACGUUUUAGAGCCCAGUGCGAUGGAGUCCAACAUCGUGCAGGCAUAUAUCCACUUUGAGAAGGCGCAUGCUACCAGCCCCAGUCAACGCCAGGGCAAGGUAUCAGCAACAGAUGCGCGUAAAGUCAGGUGGCUCUUGAUCUAUGGCACUCUCCAGUAUCUUGUGUCCGCUCUGAGGGCGCCAAAAGAAGUUCGCGAUACUGAAAGCCCGGACCCUACUCGUAAGGUCAGCGCUGCAGAAGAGAAUGGGCUUCUGGGUGGACUUGUCUCUUUUGAGUCACCUGGCACUAUGUCACUCACGGCACAAAGCCAUAUACAUCCUCUCCUACGACAACAGUCCCCUAAAGCCGACUUUGAGUUUGGUUUCGAGAAGAACGAGUCAGAAGUCAAUCAUGAUGUCCAUGAGAACUCCCAAGUCGACUCAACCAUUGGUAUGGCUGUCUCCACUCCGCCGUCGCCCACCCGACCCCGUAUGAAUCUGUUUCCCGACACACGACCCACUUUCACUGCCGAAGAGGCACGCGCUCUCAUUGCCGAUAAGAGACCCAAUCUUCCGUAUCGAAACAGAUCCAAAUCUACCUCGUCAGUUUUGGAUAAUGCCACAUCGCCGGCGAAAGAUUCAAGGUUCUCCACGCCUGUGAGCACGACACCCACCGGCUACUGGGAGCAAUACAAAGCGACUCUCACACAACAAAAAGCACGAACCAAUCCUGGAUCACCGACAGGUCCUACUUCGCCAUCCAUGGCCAAGAUUCCGACCGCCUUCAAAGCGCCCUUCUCGCGACUCAGACCCCGCAACGAGGAAGACCGCGGCGUCAAGACAGAGCGCCGAUUGUCAACUCUUUGGCGACACUAA
Molecule: messenger RNA, 1821 nt
Organism: Alternaria triticimaculans
Lineage: Eukaryota; Fungi; Ascomycota; Dothideomycetes; Pleosporales; Pleosporaceae
Exons: 3
Coding region: 1-1821 (606 amino acids)
Source: RefSeq, a predicted model, not a curated record